GGAACGAACGCAAAGCUGCUUUGCGGCAGCACGUUGCAGAGGCGAGGGAACGUGCCAGUUUGAUUGUGGCUGAAUACGAGGCACAGCUCGAAACACUCAAGGAUAGAUACGAGACACGCAUAUGCGAAAUUCAAAACGAAAGGAAGCUGGCGGCCGAUGAGGAGGAGGAGACGAGGUAGUUUGAAAAAUCCAUUCGGCUUGAUAAUUACGAUGAUGAGGAAGAGACGAGGUAGUUUGAAAACUCCAUACGGCUUGCUAAUUGCCGAUGCCAUCAUCGAUGAAAAAUCGGAAUCUUCUAAAUAGUGAUUUUUGAACCUCCGAAACCUGAAACAGGUUAGCCUUCGAACGCGCUAUCGAGUGGGAGAAGGUUUUACGGCGACGAGAGAAAGAGCAAGAGUCGCAACAGCAGCAAACGGAGCUCGCGUCAGAAAUGAUCCGAAUGCGGCGCGAGAUCGCAGCAAAGUUAAGGCUUGGUAGUAGUAGUUCAUCUUGAAACGGAAUCUAAUUCAGAGUCAAGAAGGGUAGAAGAAGUGCUUUUAAUAAUAGGAAAGAACUCUAGAGUAGAUGCUGUGCUGCUCCAGAAUUAUGGUGCAACUAGGAAAAGUAGAAGUAUAAGAAAAAGCAUGGACCGUAUAAGCUAAUAGCAUGGACCGUAUAAGAAGAGUAGAAGUAUAAGAAAAAAGACUACCUAUGCGUAUCUCUAACCACAGAGGCCGCCAUAGAACAGUUUAAAGAUAAGAUGCUGGAUGACAUGAGUGCUUUGCAGGAUGAGAUUGAAACACUGAAAAUGGAGGCGAAAGUUGCUGUUGGAGCCACGUGCUGAUCAAUGUUGAUGAUGGUGAGAUAAUGAAUAUUUCUCUAGGGUCGACGUCGAUGUUGAAGCAUUCUUCCUAGAUCCGUGUCUCUAUUCCAAUUCCAAACAGAAAUAGCUACUACUUACGCCUGUUGUGAGGCAGCUGAGUCUAGAAUAUAAA
Molecule: messenger RNA, 974 nt
Organism: Amoebophrya sp. A25
Lineage: Eukaryota; Dinophyceae; Syndiniales; Amoebophryaceae
Source: the annotation of a GenBank genome assembly